UGUGUGUCUGAAAUGGAGAGUUAUUGCUGUGUCUGUGUGUCACAAAGGACCUCAAGUGCAUUUACUACGUUGGCGCAUUUACUAAUUAUAUGUUGCCAAGCGAAUGUGGGAACCGCUUCUUCCGACACCCACCUCUUGCAGAGUAGGAUGUGCCUUAUGCGGGUUCCUCGUUCAUAGAAGUUUCGCAUGGUGGCGCUCUCGCAUGUACCGGAAGUUGAAGGAAUAGGUUAACGCCUCAUACGUCCUAUUGAUAUUAUAUGUUUUUUCUGUGAAAGUACCAGAAAGGAUAGAAGAUGCAUAACUGUUGCGUGGUGGGUUGCAAACAUAACUCCAAUCAUGUGAAGGCAAAUGGGCAACGAUACAGAUUUUUUCGUAUCCCCUCUGAUAGCAGCAUGCGUAAACAAUGGAUGGCAAAGAUAAAUCGUGCUGACUUUGUCCCUAAAAAGCAUUCUAGGGUUUGCGACGAGCACUUUGUUGACAAGGAACCCUCAGUGUACCACCCAGUUCCAUGCCUGAACAUGGGAUAUCCAACAUCCAUUGUUAAAACUCGUUGGCGCAUCAAACCUUAUGCUACAAUCAAACCAGGCUCAACAGUGCCCAAGACAAGGAGGAAAAAAGUGGAAUCAGAAUUGCUGUCAGGGGCUGCUGUAUUCAACACCAGCAAUAAUACAUCCAAGCCAUUUUCUGAAGACAGCUGCCGCCAACAAGUCCAGAAUAUCAAAUGGCAAGACAAACUUUCCACCAGACAGUUGCCUGGGUCAUGCUUAGUAAGAAAGAUGUCCUAUGUUAGUUUGCUACGGCCUAACUUACAGAUGAAGAUAAAGUCCCAAAACACACAGACUGACAAAAACAUUGAGGUGAAGAUCACAGACAACACUGCAAGAAACAAUGAGGUCAAGGACAUAAGUAAGAGUGUCAGAAACUUUGAGAAGGUCACUGGCAAGACUGAUGGAAGCACUGAGGUGAAGGACACUUGUAAAACUGACAGAAACAUUAUGGUGAAGGACACUGGCAAGGCUGACAGAAACAUUGUGGUGAAGGACACUGGCAAAAGUGACAGAAAUAUUGUGAUGAAGAACACUGGCAAGGCUGAUAGAAGCAUUGAACUGAAGGACACUGGCAAGACUGACAGAAAUAGUGAGGUGCAGGACACUGGCAAGACUGAUAGAAGCAUUGAACGGAAGGACACUGGCAAGACUGACAGAAAUAGCAAGGUGCAGGACACAGUGGUUGGAGAAAGGUCCAAGGAUGAUAUUAUAGCUUCUCUGCAACUCAAAGUAGAGAUCUUGCAUGAAAAGAUUCGCAGGCUGACAGCAGCAAACUCUACAAGGUAUUUCGGUUUGCACAUCAUUGAAAACAAUGACAAGAAAACCAGGUUUUAUACAGGAUUUCCUACCUACAGCGCCUUCGAUGGGACAUAUGAGAGAAUGCUGAAGAAGAAGAUGGAGUGCAUAUCUCUCAACUCCAAGCCAAGGAAACAUGACUGGACUAAGCGAUGCUACAAGAAACCGGGCCCCAAACGCUCCCUGCCACUGAAGGAAGAGUUCCUGCUAGUCAUGAUGAAAUUGAAUCAAGGAUACGUAGAUGAGGACCUCGGUGAUAGGUUUGGUAUCCACCAAACUUCCGUGUGCAGAAUUGUACAUCAGUGGAUCCCAAAGCUUGCCAGCUCCUUGAAGAAAGACAAUAUAGUUUUAGGUGUGAAGGCUCUUGAAUCUGUUCAUGUGUUCAUGGGGAAAAACAUCAGCAUGCACAAGAAAAAAAGAAAAAAUGAGUCAAACUGUGAGGGGUUGUAAACCUAAUAAGCUGCAGUAUUUAUUUAAAAAUUAUUGUUAUGAACAUGAACUGAAUAUUGUUACUACGUGGCAUGUUGCUCAACUUCUGGCAAAGACAUACAAAUGACACCAGUGGAAAUAGCUUUACGUUAUUCUGCCUCAAGGUGAUGGUGUCAGAUCAUUGUGACCCAUGUGGCAGAGGAACCGCUUCCUGCAGUCUUUUAUGGGCUUGUCUGCAGGUCUAUAUUUCCAUUGGAUUAAAAUGUACCUCUAACUUCCAAGCCCAACAGAUACUCCUAACAAGUUGCUGAUGGUUGCCUUCACUACAGAGUCCCAAGUUACCAUGGAAUUUUUGCAGCUCUGAUAUUUGUUUUUGUU
This is a messenger RNA of Liolophura sinensis, 2150 nucleotides long. RefSeq lists its product as uncharacterized. The record is from RefSeq and is a predicted model, not a curated record. The transcript has 4 exons. Bases 294 to 1793 code for a protein of 499 amino acids. Lineage: Eukaryota; Metazoa; Mollusca; Polyplacophora; Chitonida; Chitonidae.